Molecule: messenger RNA, 477 nt
Organism: Halteromyces radiatus
Lineage: Eukaryota; Fungi; Mucoromycota; Mucoromycetes; Mucorales; Cunninghamellaceae
Exons: 4
Coding region: 57-455 (132 amino acids)
Biological process (GO): tRNA methylation
Cellular component (GO): cytoplasm
Molecular function (GO): protein binding
Source: RefSeq, a predicted model, not a curated record
UUUUUUUAUGUUUGUUCCUUUCACUCUGAUCACAAUUCGCACUCCCACUAAACAAGAUGCUAGAAAAAGAUCUUUUUGCGGGUGUUGUCACUAGUCUAUGUUUUCAUAGUGAAAAAGUCAUUGUUGUUGGUCAUGGUCCAUUUCUCAAACUAUACAAUGUCCUUACUGGAAAACUCUUAACUUGUCAAGAAGUCUUACCAAAUAACCGUAUCCAUCGUAUUACUUUUGUCCCCAAGAUUGACAUCAAUCAAGGCACUGAGACUAGAAUGAUGGCUGUAUAUGGAUCCAAAUAUAUUGCUAUUGUGAAAAUAACCAUUGUCGAAGACGAAGAUCACGCAAGUAUCGACAUUAUCGAAUCACUUGGCCCUUUUUGCGAUUGGAUCUUGGAUGUACAAUGGUUGAAAGUUGGAGUAAGUCAUCCGAGUGAUCAUAUCAAGGUGGAAGGAGAACCAUGAAUAUAUAAUAAUGUAUACUGAC